AGUUUAUUUUUCUUGACAGUAAACUUAAGUGUCCAAAGGAACUCGAAAGUCGAAACACUUCUCCUUCCGUUUGUGUUUUUUUUUUUUUCCUUUGUGGUCCGAAUGAAUAAUAUCUCUGUUUGAUCAAGAAGUUAACAAGAAAUGUGUUUCAAAUGGGUUUUUAAUUCUUCGUCUCUCAACUUCUUCAUGAAUCACUCUGCUUAUCGAUCAAGUGAGAGCAAAUGCAAAUUUUAAGAGCAAGCUGUUUGGAUCUAUAAUUUUAAGAGAAUAUAAUAGAGAUGAUGAGUUCUUCUUCUUCUCCAACUCAACUUGCAUCUUUAAGAGACAUGGGAAUCUAUGAGCCAUUUCAACAAAUUGUCGGUUGGGGUAAUGUUUUCAAAUCAGACAUCAAUGAUCAUAGUCCCAAUACUGCCACUUCCUCCAUCAUUCAGGUGGAUGCUAGAGUUGACGAUCAUAACCACAACAAGACGAAUUAUGCUUCUUCUUCGCAUAACCAGAUUGAAGCAGAACCUUCUAGUAAUGAUAAUCAGGAUGAUGAUGGCAGGAUUCAUGAUAAGAUGAAAAGGCGCUUAGCGCAAAACAGAGAAGCUGCUCGCAAAAGUCGUUUGAGAAAGAAGGCUUAUGUUCAACAGUUAGAGGAAAGCCGGUUAAAAUUAUCGCAAUUAGAGCAAGAACUUGAAAAGGUUAAGCAACAGGGAUUACGCAACUCAUCAAAUUCUAGCUAUAUAGGACCAGCUGGGAAUAUUAUUAACACAGGGAUUGCUUCAUUUGAGAUGGAAUAUUCACACUGGCUUGAAGAACAAAGCAGGAGAGUUAGCGAAAUCCGAAUAGCGCUUCAGUCUCAUAUAAGCGAUGUAGAACUGAGGAUGCUAGUAGAGAGUUGCUUGAACCAUUACGCAAAUCUUUUCCAAAUGAAGUUGAAUGCAGCGAAAGCCGAUGUUUUCUACUUGAUAUCGGGCAUGUGGCAAACUUCCACAGAAAGAUUCUUCCAAUGGAUUGGAGGAUUCCGCCCAUCCGAGCUUUUAAACGUUGUGAUGCCUUAUCUUCAGCCACUAACCGAUCAACAAAUCUUGGAAGUGAGAAACCUCCAACAAUCAUCACAACAAGCAGAGGAUGCUCUCUCUCAAGGCAUCGAUAAACUUCAACAGAGUUUAGCUGAAAGCAUUGUGAUUGACGCGGUUAUCGAGUCCACGGAUUACCCUGCUCACAUGGCUGCAGCAAUAGAGAAUCUUCAAGCAUUAGAGGGAUUUGUGAAUCAAGCGGAUCAUCUAAGGCAGCAAACUUUGCAACAAAUGGCAAAGAUCUUGACGACAAGACAAUCAGCUAGAGGUUUGCUUGCUUUGGGAGAGUAUCUUCAUAGGCUUCGUGCUCUUAGUUCUCUUUGGGCAGCUCGCCCACGAGAAGCCACUUAAAAGAAGCAUUGCUUUGUCACAAAGCUUUUGGAAUUAUGUUUUAAAAAAGUAUAUUUGUUUAAGUAGAGUGAUUCUCUUGAUUAGAACUUUAUGGUUUUUGCUUUAUGAAGUAUCUCUCCAGAGAAGAUGUAAAUUUGGGUGGAAACUUUGUUAUAUAUUUUAGAUAUAAUGUACAACCAAAUAAGGCUUGUUAUAAUAAUACCACUGAGCAAAUUUGAUAGUA
This is a messenger RNA of Capsella rubella, 1635 nucleotides long. Its product is annotated as transcription factor TGA7. The record is from RefSeq and is a predicted model, not a curated record. The transcript has 9 exons. Bases 279 to 1412 code for a protein of 377 amino acids. Gene Ontology annotation, biological process: regulation of DNA-templated transcription; DNA-templated transcription. Gene Ontology annotation, molecular function: DNA-binding transcription factor activity; sequence-specific DNA binding. NCBI's taxonomy places the organism in Eukaryota, Viridiplantae, Streptophyta, Magnoliopsida, Brassicales, Brassicaceae.